AUGUUCUCUCCCACAUCUGUGGCGAUGCGCACCGCCGCCCGCGGAGCUUUUCGACAAGCCACAUCGUCGUCGUCGUCAAUCACGGCGGCUCCAAACUCUAACCGAGGCCUCUCAUCUUCGCGUCCCGCAUUCAAUCAGGCCGCGGCAUGCAUUGUUGGCCGGCAAAGGCGAGGUUACGUUGCCACGACGAACCCCAACCCGCCCCUCGGUAAAAAGAAUGCCUCCAACGACAUCCCGUCUCGCAUUGGCCUAAUUGGAGCCCGAGGAUACACCGGCCAGGCUCUGAUUGAUCUUCUUGAUCAGCAUCUCUACAUGGACCUGCAGCAUGUAUCCUCACGAGAGCUCAAUGGCCAAGCGCUCCAGGGGUAUUCCAAGCGCGAAAUCAUCUAUGAGAACCUAUCCCCCGAGGACGUGGCCCGGCUGGACACGGAUAUCGACUGCUGGGUCAUGGCUCUCCCCAACGGCGUCUGCAAGCCUUACAUCGAAGCCAUCGACCAGGCUCAGAAGCAUACCGGCCACAGGAGUGUCAUCGUCGACCUGUCCGCCGACUACCGGUUCGACAAGCAAUGGACGUAUUCCCUCGCCGAGCUCACCAAGCGGUCCACCAUCUGCCAGUCGACCAAGAUCUCAAAUCCCGGUUGCUACGCGACUGCCGCACAGCUCGGCAUCGCCCCUCUGCUGCCCUUCAUCGACGGCAACGGGCUCAUUUCCAUCUUUGGCGUCUCGGGCUACAGCGGAGCUGGCACCAAACCAAGCGACAAGAACAACGUCACGCUUCUCGCAGACAACCUCAUCCCGUAUUCGUUGACGAACCACAUACACGAGCGAGAAAUCUCUCACCAUCUCGGCGGCGCCAAAGUCGGCUUCGUCCCGCACGUCGCUUCGUGGUUCCGCGGCAUCCACCUGACCAUCAACAUCCCCCUCAACGAGGUGAUGAAUUCUCGCGAUAUUCGCCAAAUUUACCAGGACCGAUAUGCCGGCGAGAAGCUUGUCAAGGUGGUGGGAGAGCCUCCCAUGGUCAAAAACAUUUACAAGCGCCACGGCGUUGAGAUUGGAGGCCUCGCCGUUGACAGCACGGGCAAGCGCGUCGUCGUGUGCGCUACGAUAGAUAACCUGAACAAGGGCGCCAGUACUCAGUGUCUGCAGAACAUGAACCUUGCGCUUGGAUAUGCAGAGUAUGAGGGCAUUCCCACCAUGUAA
Messenger RNA from Metarhizium album ARSEF 1941, 1200 nucleotides. Its product is annotated as arg-6. Gene Ontology annotation, biological process: L-arginine biosynthetic process. The transcript has 4 exons. The coding region runs from base 1 to 1200 and encodes 399 amino acids. Gene Ontology annotation, molecular function: NADP+ binding; protein dimerization activity; N-acetyl-gamma-glutamyl-phosphate reductase (NADP+) activity. The record is from RefSeq and is a predicted model, not a curated record. NCBI's taxonomy places the organism in Eukaryota, Fungi, Ascomycota, Sordariomycetes, Hypocreales, Clavicipitaceae.